Messenger RNA from Selaginella moellendorffii, 806 nucleotides. RefSeq names its product NADH dehydrogenase [ubiquinone] 1 alpha subcomplex assembly factor 3. The coding region runs from base 61 to 570 and encodes 169 amino acids. The transcript has 6 exons. The record is from RefSeq and is a predicted model, not a curated record. Gene Ontology annotation, cellular component: mitochondrial inner membrane. NCBI's taxonomy places the organism in Eukaryota, Viridiplantae, Streptophyta, Lycopodiopsida, Selaginellales, Selaginellaceae. Gene Ontology annotation, biological process: mitochondrial respiratory chain complex I assembly.
GGCCGUCGGUUGUUUCGAAUCCAACGGUCCUCGUGCUUCUUGACGCCAAGGGUUCUGGUGAUGGCGAUGGCGCUGGCGCGCGCCCGGGUAGCGCAUUUUGCGAGAGGCGCGGCCGGGAUCGCGCAGCACAGGAGGGGCAAUACGACCUCUAUUCACGACUUUGAUCUGUUUGGCAAAAUGAAAGAGAGCUCGGGGCGCGUCGCCGUGGAUGCACUAAGUGAGGAAAGCUUCUCGGUGGAUCAGGUCGAAUAUUUCGAUUCAAUCAUAUGCCUUAGCAAGUUUGUCCUGUCAUGGACUCCGAAAACGUUUGAAGAAAUCACCCCCGAAAGCUUGGCGAUUGUUGAUCUACUGACUCCAACUCCAGAGAUCUUGGUGCUCGGAACCGGGAACACGACGAAGUUUCCCAGCAAAGAAGUGAAGGAGUUUCUUAAAUCCAGAAAUAUCAAGAUCGAAUCCGUCGAUUCGAGGCAUGCUGCCAUCGCAUUCAAUUUCAUGAACGUCGAGUGCCGCGACGUAGUGGCCGCAAUGCUGCCUUGCGGCAAAGAACCCGAGCGCACCCAUCCUUUCUAAGAACUUGCCACACUCCUUCGUCGCCAAAAGGGGCGUUUGCUCGAUCCAAUCCAUCAAUCACUUCAAGGAUUCAGACAGUACCAGAGAAUCGAUUUUUAUUUUUCUCCUGCCUUUUGCACACUCGUCAACUCUGCAGUGCCAAAACGGUGGAGGAAAGGAGAGAGAAUGCAAAAAAAUGGAGGAAGAAAGCUUAAGUUACAAUAUAAACUGGCCCGACGCGUUCGUCUCGAGCGAAA